Tilletiopsis washingtonensis is the source of this 2160-nucleotide messenger RNA. RefSeq names its product Pkinase-domain-containing protein. The record is from RefSeq and is a predicted model, not a curated record. Lineage: Eukaryota; Fungi; Basidiomycota; Exobasidiomycetes; Entylomatales. Gene Ontology annotation, biological process: intracellular signal transduction; protein phosphorylation. Gene Ontology annotation, cellular component: cytoplasm. The transcript has 9 exons. Gene Ontology annotation, molecular function: ATP binding; protein serine/threonine kinase activity. Bases 95 to 2131 code for a protein of 678 amino acids.
CUUCAGCGCCGCCUCGCUCUCGCCGUCGGCCGACGUGCCGCUGCGCCAUGCGCCCGACGCCGAGCAGCCGUCGGCGUCGCCCUCGCGCCCGCACAUGCCGCCGUCGAGCAGCAGCAGCCGCAGCGCCGUGAGCGCCGCGGCGAGCUCCCAGCGCAGCGCCAGCGGCAGUGGGUCCGCCGCGCACAGCCGGCACAACAGCCGCGGCAAGAGCUUCGAGUACAAGGAGACGCUCGAUGCGAAGAGCUCCAUGCUGGCGGAUGGCUCGCGCAUCAUCAAUCAGUAUCGCCUCGAGGAGGUCAUUGGGCGCGGAGCUUAUGGCACAGUGCACAAGGCGUCGCUCUUGGCUGAUCCGUCAGUGUCCUUCGCGGUCAAGGAGUUCGGCAAGACGCGGCUUCGGAAGACUUCGCGGGCGCAGAACCUGCGGCGUUCGGGUCGUGGACGCGGGCGUGGUGGCAUGAUUCGGGACGGCGGCGGCGGACGUGGAGGAGGCGGCGUCGAGGCGCUGUCAGAGCUCAAGCCAGGCGAGUCCGAGGGCAGCCGCAACAACUCGCACGGCGGCGCACCCAAGGGCCAGGGCAAUGGCGGCGAGGAGGGUGACGAUCCGCUCAGCCUGAUCCGACACGAGAUCGCUAUUCUCAAGAAGCUCAACCACGAGCACGUAGUGCAGCUGUACGAGGUGCUUGACGACCCCUCGAAGGACGGGCUGUUUAUGGUCUUUGAGCACUGCCCAGACGGGCGUGUGAUCGACGUCAAGUUGCACGAGUCUGUCGAGCCGCUGCCGGAAGAUCGGGCACGGCACUACUUCCGCCAGAUCCUGCUCGGCAUCGCCUACCUGCAUUCGAACGAGAUUGUGCACAGAGAUAUCAAGCCGGACAACAUCCUACUCGCAGACGGCGGGCGCUCGUGCAAGAUCGUCGACUUUGGCGUGUCGGAAAUGUUCCUCAAGCCCGGCGACGACACGCUGCACAAGAGCGCAGGCAGUCCGGCGUUCAUGAGCCCGGAGCUGUGCACGGCUGGUCAUGGCGACUUCCACGGGAAGGCGGACGACCUCUGGUCUGUCGGCGUGACGCUGUACUGCAUGGUUGUGGGCCAUCUGCCGUUCGAUAAGAGCCAAUUCCUGGAGCUGUACGAGUCAAUCAAGUCGGACGAGCCCGAGUAUCCGGAUCACCUCUCGCCCGAGCUGAAGCAUCUGCUCAAGCGACUGCUGGAGAAGGAUCCAUACAAGCGGACCACCUGCGAGGAGAUGCGCCAGGACCCCUGGGUGACCAACAACGGCAAGGAGCCACUGCUGAACGAGGAGGAGAACUCGGAGAGCAUCGAGCUCGAGGUCACCGACGAGGACCUCGAGCGCGCCAUCAACCGCAUCGCGAGCGUCUUCACCAUCGCACGCGCGGUGCAGCGCUUCAAGCGCGGCAGUCUCGGGCGGCGCAACGCGUCAAGCGCCUCUGCCACAAGUGACACGCCUUCAACAAAGUCUGAUGAGAUCUCGCGCCAGAUGGCAGCGUCUCCGAUGCCGGUGUGCGGCUCUCCAACGCAGGACGCUGCCGAUGCGCCGGAGCGGCAAGGCAGCAGCUCGCAACAGGAGUCGCAGCAGCAUGCGCCCGCUCCGCCGCCGCAACGACGAGCCGAGUCGUUCCACCCGACGCGAGCGCUUGCACGGCGGCUCGACUCGAUUGGCUCGAUGCUUGGCCUCGACGACCAUCACCACAGCACCGGCUCGGCCUCGCCUGACCAGUUCGAGGGCGCGCAGCCGCACGGCGGCAGCUCCACGGCUACGACGCCGGCAUCAGCACACCCUCAGCGCGAGGCGCAACGCAGCGAGACCGAGGACGCAUCAGCCAAGGUGCCUGGCUACUUCCCGCACUGCGAGGAGGUGGAGGCGGUGCGCGCCAAGCUCGCCGGCACGGAAGUCAAGGACAAGGAUGCGGCAUCGCAGAAGAGAGGCGGGGACCACCACGAGCUGGAGGGCCGGCCGGCGCCACACAUCGGCGCAUCGGGAGCACGCGAGGAGGAGAAGCACGACGCCGACCCCAAGAUUCUGCCUGGGCCCGUCGUGACGUCGCCGCAGGAGGCCGACAUACCCACGCCGCCCAAUGCGUCCGAGUACUUUGUCCGCGGCGCACAGAAGUAGCGUGUAAUGCAUAAUCUAAGGACGGUAUC